Messenger RNA from Apodemus sylvaticus (European woodmouse), 924 nucleotides. Its product is annotated as transmembrane and coiled-coil domain-containing protein 5B. Bases 1 to 924 code for a protein of 307 amino acids. The record is from RefSeq and is a predicted model, not a curated record. Lineage: Eukaryota; Metazoa; Chordata; Mammalia; Rodentia; Muridae. The transcript is spliced from 11 exons.
AUGGAAGAGGUUGGACAGAACCCACCGGAUGAUGAGGAUGAGAUUACAGAAAUACCAACUUUAGAAGCCAUAAAACAGAAUCUCAAGUACCUGAACUCAGACCUUGAAAAGGAUCUACAGAGGCUGGAUGAGGCCAAUCAGAUUCUUCUCAGAAAGAUUCAAAAGAAGGAAGAAUCUAUACAAAGUCUUGAAAGAGAUAUUGCCCUGUCCAUAGGAAGAGUCCCAGAGAGGGAUGACUUCAGUGAGAUCAUAGUACAGAAGGAGACUGCCCUGAAGGACUUGGAGCUGGAGACAGCAAAGCUGGAGAAAAAGAAUAAGACCCUAAGCAAGAAUGUGAUGGAACUGCAGAAGAAGGUUUCAAAAGGACAGAAGAAUGCUGCCUCGGAUCCAGAAACCAUGAAAAAGAAAGUAGCAGAAUUCAAGGUGAAACUGCAAAAGUUAACAGAGUCCUGUGCACAACAAGAGAAGGAAAUCGCCAAGAUGGAAAGUGACUACCAGUCUGUGUUUCAGCUCUGUGAAGACCAGACCCACUACAUAAAGAAAUACCAAGAAAUUCUGAGGGAGAUGGAGAAGGAAAAAGAAGUGAUGCUGCUUGAGAAGGAAAUAUCCAAAGCCCAGAAUGACUCUUCCCAAGUAGUGAAACCGGGGUCAACUCUGGUAGAGACCAUUCAAAGCAACAUGGAGAAGAACAUCAUUAAGAAACAGAAGAGGAAGUUUUGGCUUAGGCACUUCCGGUACCUUUUCUUCAUGAUCAUGAUCAUUAUCCGACUACUGGGUUAUGUGUUCUUCCACCUUCAGUACAUAAACCCGGACUUUCUCGUGGACACCCUGCCCAUGCUGAUGAGCAGAAGCACCUUGAAGUGGCUACGGGACAUACUGUUUCCCUUCCUUACCCUGGAAGUGGAAGAUGUGCUACCGCACUAG